Molecule: messenger RNA, 1523 nt
Organism: Topomyia yanbarensis
Lineage: Eukaryota; Metazoa; Arthropoda; Insecta; Diptera; Culicidae
Product: gastrula zinc finger protein XlCGF8.2DB-like
Exons: 3
Coding region: 1-1131 (376 amino acids)
Biological process (GO): regulation of transcription by RNA polymerase II
Molecular function (GO): DNA-binding transcription factor activity; RNA polymerase II cis-regulatory region sequence-specific DNA binding
Source: RefSeq, a predicted model, not a curated record
AUGCCUGUUACUUCCACACCUACUCCGCCAGCCAAAGAAAGUUCCGGCAAUGACCAGGAUAUCCGAGCCACGGCUUUUUUCGACGGGAAAAAUCUUCCGUCACACAUCCGCACUUCGCAGAAAACUAUUGUAGCGGUAGUACUUACCCGAUCUCACUCGGUAUCGACCAUGCCAAAAAACAAAUCCAAGAGAAGUCACAGCAGAGGAGCGUUCAAAUGCAACAUUUGCUACUGUAGGUUUAAGAUGCAAUCUUCCCUCCAAUAUCACAUGCGAAUUCACGCCGAAGGACCACGGCAUCGGUGCGACGUUUGCGGUAAAGCUUACCACGUGAAGCACUUAUUAAAGAGUCACCAGUUCCGUCACACGGGUGAACGGCCAUUCAAGUGCGAAAUCUGUGGUAAAACCUAUGGCGUGGUGUACCAUUAUAGAAAGCAUUUGCUGUUGCAUACUGACGAGUUUAAAUGUGAUGAAUGCGGCAAACGCUACGAUAACCAAUAUUUACUUGAUAUGCAUAAAAAAGGAAAGCACAAAGGCGAGCUACCGUACAAGUGCGAAAUUUGCGGAAAAUCUUUUCUAGUAGCAAUUAACUUGAAACGACACGUGACCACACAUACGGGCGAGCAACGCCACAGCUGCGACAUCUGCGGUAAAAGAUAUACCACUAAAGAUAAUCUGGAAGCUCACGCUAGGUCUCAUACCGGCGAACGACCGUUCAAGUGUGACAAAUGUGACAAGGCAUUCGCUAGACGCAGUACCCUUCGUACUCACGGCGCGAUGCAUACUGACGAGCAUCCCUUCGAAUGUGAAACCUGUGGUAAAAAAUUUGCCCUCAAAUUGCAGUUCAAGCAGCACAUGGUAUCACACAGUGAUGUACGGCCACAUAAAUGUGGCAUGUGUGGAAAAGGAUUUCCGUCCCAGUAUCAGCUUCACGGACACUAUCUGAGUCACUCCGGCGAUAAACCGUACCAGUGUGAACUCUGCGGCUUGAAAUACCGUUCGAAAACCAGUCUGAGGAACCAUCAGAAGAAACAUGUCAUCCAGACGACGGAUGAUCCGUACAAGUGUGAGGUUUGUGGACUGAACUUCGCAACGAAGAGUUCUUUCACUGACCAUAAAAAGGUGCAUUCCUAAAAGGCUGGAUCGGAUCGACUACACUGUUAUCAAUGCUCUCGAAAUUAAACCACCUCAACAGCAUGACACUAGUGAAUGUUUGUAACAGCCUUUUCCUAAUUAGUUUAAAUUUUCCUUACGAAGGAAAUUCAUCUAAAUAAAAAACGUCUUUGUAACUUAAAGAUAGGAACCCGAAUUAAUUUUUAUACUCUUAAUCAGUAUCCCCGAUUGACCAUCAAUCCUACGACUACAGAAAGAAUUAUAAAAAAAUUGAAAUAAUAUAGAUUAGUUUGUGCAAAAACACAAAGUUUGUGAUCUCAAAGGUUCUAUAGAACAUCACGAGCUAAUAAAAGUACGACAGAACCGCCAGGGGUUCAGCAACAAGCACCUCUCCGUGCCUACACUCCAAGAUU